Trichoderma reesei QM6a is the source of this 483-nucleotide messenger RNA. RefSeq lists its product as uncharacterized. Gene Ontology annotation, biological process: regulation of proteolysis; modification-dependent protein catabolic process; protein neddylation. The record is from RefSeq and is a predicted model, not a curated record. The coding region runs from base 63 to 305 and encodes 80 amino acids. Lineage: Eukaryota; Fungi; Ascomycota; Sordariomycetes; Hypocreales; Hypocreaceae. The transcript has 4 exons. Gene Ontology annotation, molecular function: protein tag activity; ubiquitin protein ligase binding. Gene Ontology annotation, cellular component: nucleus; cytoplasm.
UUUCCACAAGCCAGCUCUGCCAUUAAUACACCCAUCGAUACCUCGAACCUCCCACCGCGACCAUGUUGAUCAAGGUGCGAACGUUGACCGGCAAGGAGAUUGAGCUCGACAUUGAGCUGGACUACAAGGUGUCCCAGAUCAAGGAAAAGGUCGAGGAGAAGGAGGGCAUCCCGCCCGUGCAACAGCGCCUCAUCCACGGCGGCAAGCAAAUGACCGACGACAAGACCGCGGCCGAGUACAACCUCGUCGCAGGCGACACUCUGCAUCUCGUCCUCGCCCUUAGGGGGGGACGGUACUUUGGAUGAAAGAAUGUAGCGACGGAAGAAGCGAAAGAUAAAAGCCGAUUAUGAUGUCGAACCAUGUCCUUCUUGAAAGAGGAACCGAGAGGAGAGAAGAAGAGAGAGAGAGAGAGAGAGAGAGAGAGAGAGAGCGGUAGACUGGAAGGCGGUUGGGUUGGGAUGUAACGCGGGGAGGGGGGAGGUU